AUGAAGAUAUCGCUCUGUAUCUUGCUUAUUGGUCUGAGAUCUCUGUAUGCAGUUCCAAUCAACUCAGAGUUGCAGAAAAAAUAUUUUGAUAUAAAUACAAGUCCAUGGCAGUACAGUGGAAAGUUUGAGGGCGACAUGCUCUUUUCAAAUAGGAGGAACGGGGUCACUAAUUUAAAUUUAAGAUGGCCGUACGGUAGAGUAUGCUACUACAUCGCGCCAUCCUUCACUUCCGCUCAACAGAAUAGAAUAAGAGACACGUUGAGGAACGCAUUUGUCGGCACAUGUCUUCAAGCCGUAGAAAACUGGCAAGACUGCAAUGGCGAUUACGUUUACUUUAAAAAUGACCAGGGGGGAUGCUACUCGCACGUGGGAAGAAUAGGAGGGGGACAAACGCUGAACUUGGGAGGCGGAUGUGCAGACUAUGAGAACGUGAUCCUACAUGAAUUCAUGCAUGCCGUUGGUUUUCAACAUGAGCACAGCUCGCCUGAUCGUGACAACUACAUUUGGAUACUGUACGAGAACAUAGUUGACGACCAGUACGGCAGUUUCAAUAAAAUCCAGGAUGUGACUCCCUUUGGCCAACCAUACGAUCUCUGCACCAUAAUGCACUAUACCGAAUACGCCUUUUCGAAAAAUAACCAGCCUACUAUAGUGGCAAAAUCAGUAAGCAGGCAGCACUCAUAA
Messenger RNA from Photinus pyralis (common eastern firefly), 684 nucleotides. RefSeq names its product zinc metalloproteinase nas-8-like. The coding region runs from base 1 to 684 and encodes 227 amino acids. The transcript has 5 exons. Gene Ontology annotation, biological process: proteolysis. The record is from RefSeq and is a predicted model, not a curated record. Gene Ontology annotation, molecular function: metalloendopeptidase activity; zinc ion binding. Lineage: Eukaryota; Metazoa; Arthropoda; Insecta; Coleoptera; Lampyridae.